Molecule: messenger RNA, 2073 nt
Organism: Daldinia vernicosa
Lineage: Eukaryota; Fungi; Ascomycota; Sordariomycetes; Xylariales; Hypoxylaceae
Product: DEAD-domain-containing protein
Exons: 2
Coding region: 1-2073 (690 amino acids)
Cellular component (GO): mitochondrion
Molecular function (GO): nucleic acid binding; ATP binding
Source: RefSeq, a predicted model, not a curated record
AUGUUCAAGUCUUCAUUGCAGAGGCAUGCCCGCCUGGGUAAUUUGGCUCGUCGUCAACUCUCGACCUUGGUCUCGCAACAGAUUCGCUCUCGACCAGUCGUAGCAUCAUGCCAGAGGCUGGCGCAAAGGGAACGGCAACUGGUUCCUCUGAGACAAAUUGCACUGCGAUUAUAUUCUCAAGAGUCUGCCGCAGCUUAUGCUACGCAGACCGACGACUCGCCGGCUUCGUUAUAUAAUAUAACACGAUUCGAAGAUCUAUCAAAAUUAGGUGUUGACGAACGUAUCAUUCGAGCCAUUACCGUGGAUAUGAAAUAUGACACCAUGACUGAGGUCCAGUCAUUGACUAUCAACCCAGCUCUCAAGGGAGUCGAUCUGGUGGCACAAGCAAAGACAGGAACUGGCAAGACCUUAGGCUUCCUUGUCCCUGUCUUCCAGCGUCUCAUUGCGGCUGAUCCAAAACUUGCUUCCCCGCAACACCGCCGAGAGGCUUCUUCACAAGAUAUUCGUGCUAUAAUUCUUUCUCCUACACGCGAGUUAGCAGAACAGAUUGGUGUCGAGGCCAGGAAGUUAGCACGACACACCGGAAUUGUCGUCCAAACCGCUGUUGGUGGGACAAGGAAGAGGGAAGCUAUGUACAAAAUGCACCGGGAGGGAUGCGACGUACUCGUUGCGACUCCGGGCAGGCUCCAUGAUAUCCUAUCGGAUCCUGCUUCCCGGGUUGAGGCGCCGAAAAUACAAUCAUUCGUAUUGGACGAGGCCGACCGCAUGCUGGAUGUUGGCUUUGCGGACGCUAUCCACGAGAUUGUAGACCUUCUACCGCCAAUUAACGAAGUCGACCGUCAAACACUUUUAUACUCUGCGACUAUCCCCCGAGAUGUUGUACAUCUAGCCAAGAGUAUGGUCAAGACAAAUAAUUUUGAUUUCGUUCAAACUAUCAACCCGGACGAGACUCCAACCCACGCACGUGUCCCGCAACACCUUGUGUCCACGAAAGGAUACGAGAAUUGGUUCCCAGUUGUCCUGGAAAUUGCUGAUCAGGCAAUGAAGAAUUCUAAGAACAACCCUGAUGCCCUUCCUUUUAAGGCAAUAAUCUUUUUCUCAAACACAGCCACCGUCCAGUUUGCCAACCGCGUAUUGAAGGCUACUCCCCUAGGGCACAGACUUCACGGUGUGCCAAUAUUCGAUAUCCAUUCAAAACUUAGCCAAGACACGCGAACUAGGAAUGCUGAGUCUUUCCGUCGUGCACAGAGCGGUAUCCUUGUCUCGUCGGAUGUCACUGCCAGAGGAAUGGACUUUCCCAAUGUAUCCCAUGUCAUUCAGGUUGGCCUUCCCCCAGACAGGGAUCAAUAUAUCCACAGAGUCGGCCGAACAGGUCGUGCUGGAAAAAAUGGAGAGGGUUGGUUGGUUCUGGCCGAGGAAGAAAUCAGGGAAGCCCGACAUCGUCUUCCUGGCUUACCUAUCAAGCCUAACAACACCAUACAAAGUGCAAGCCAUACCUUAGGACAGGGUACCCCAUCUCCGGAAGUGGCUAAAUACUUCGAGGAUGUAUCUAACGCCUACCAACGUAUCCCCAAAGAUAUCUUCGCAAGUGUCUAUAAUGCUCUACUCGGCCAAAAGUUUGGAAAGAGUCUGGACGUCGAGGAUUGCGUCCGACUCCUCAAUAACUGGUGUCUAAAUGGACUUGGCUGGGAAGAGACACCCGCCAUUACCCCCACCUCGGCCAGGAACCGCGGCUUAGACAGAGUAAAGGGAAUCAGAAUCGGGUUCGAUAACUAUGAAAAAGAAUCGGACGAUCGACGAGGUGGUGGAUUCGGCUCGUAUGGUGGUCGAGGUGGUGGUGGUGGUGGAUUCGGCUCGAAUGACCGACGAGGCGGUGGAUUCGGCUCGUAUGGUGGUCGAGGUGGUGGUGGUGGUGGUGGUGGAUUCGGCUCGUAUGGUGGCCGAGGUGGCGGCUCUGACUCAGGCUCCAGAUUUAACUCUAGAGAUCGUCGUGGAGGAGGUGACCCGUUUUCCCAGCGCGUAAGUUCAAAUUUUGAUUCUCGCGGAAGACAACCUUCUCGAGCAUCAUUCUAG